UGGCCGACGGGCCAAUGGAGGAGAAGUUUGCGGUUGCUAAGGAAACCCGUAGCGGCAAAAUGGCGGCUGCGGGCGGCGGAAGCCCGAGCUGUAGCCAGCCGCUUCAGGACCCGCCGAGGCGGCCGCCGCGGGACGGUAAAGGCUGCGGGCCGGGACCGGGUCUCCGUCCGCGAUGCGGGGGGGAGACGGGCGCGGUCCCGGCGGCCGCCGCGCGCUCUCGACCCCAAGCCCAGCCGGCGGCCCCGGGGGAGCCCCGGCGCCCCAACCCUGGGAGGGGCGGCCCCGCGGCGGACGGGCUUCCGAGCUCGCGGAGCCGAAGAACCGUGUUGGGGUAGAGCCCGAGCCGCCCUGCGGCGGGUGCCGGACCCCGGGGACUCGCACGCUGCCCGCGGCGCGUUUCUGGGGAGGCGCGCCCCGCCGUCCCCCCGGGGCGCGGGUGUGGAUUUUGUCCCGGGAGCGCGAGAGGCCGCGGGGAGCCGUGCCGCCCCCCCAGCCGGCCACCGUCGCCGCUCCGCACGCCGCGGCCCCCCCAGGGACCUGCCCCACGCGCGCGGCCCCCCACCCCCGGGGCUCGCUGGCCGGCCCGGGACCUGCCUUACGCGUGUGCCUCCCUCCGCUUGCAGGCCGCGGCGUCUACGUGUACCCGAACCCCUUCUUCCGCUACGACGGCGAGUGGAGGGGAGGAAGGACGCACGGCCAGGGCAAGCUGCUGUUUAAAGACGGGAGUUACUACGAAGGCGAGUUUGUGGACGGGGAGAUCACGGGGGAAGGCUGCCGGUUCUGGGCCUCAUCAGGGGACACCUACUCUGGACAGUUUGUCCUGGGAGAGCCUCAAGGAUACGGCCUCAUGAAGUACAAAGCUGGCGGACAUUACGAAGGGGAGCUCUCCCACGGCCUGAGAGAAGGACACGGGCACCUGGUGGACCGGGAUGGACAGGCCUACUGGGGGUCGUUCCAUAACAACAAGCGGCACGGCCAGGGGCACAUGGUCUUCCGGAACGGUGACAAGUACGAAGGUGACUGGGUCCGGGACCAGCGUCAGGGGCACGGGGUGCUAUUCCGUGCUGACGGCUCCACCUACGAGGGACAGUGGCACGGCGACGUCUUCAGCGGCCUGGGCCAGCUGACCCACUGCUCCGGGGCCGUCUACCACGGGAUGUGGAUCAGUGGCCACCCGGUGGCACAAGCCAAGAAGAUCGUGAUUCUGGGUCCGGAGGUGAUGGAUGUGGCUCAGGGCUCUUCCUUUACCGUGAGCGUUCAGCUGCAGCAGGACAGUGGGGAAGUGGCCGAGGGCGAGGACGGCCGGGUUUUGAAGAUCUCAGCCGGCGUCCGGUAUGUGCAGCUCCCGGCCUACUCAGAGGUCAGCUUCUUCAACGUGGACAAGGACGACCAAGGGACACCCAUCCAGACCCCAUUCGGGUUUGACUGCAUGGCCUAUCCUCUGUGGAGUCCCAAGUCUGGGGGCCAAGAGCCCAGAGCUGCGCUGGAAAGUACCAGAGACCCGCAGCUCCCCACCAGAGACCUGAAGCUGGCACUGGCAUCAGACACAUCUCACGGCCAGAGGGCCAUCCCUAGUGGCCCUGCGGCUCCUCAGGGCCCGGCCCCUCACCACACAUGGGGCUGGCCGGCUGCAGGCCCCACAAGGUUUUUCUGGGGAUCUGAGAUCCAGCUUCCUGCUCCUGCGAAGGCCACUGGCCCCGGGCGCUCUCCCUCACCCGCUCGCUCCUAGAGACACAACAGAUGCCCCUCGUCCUUGCCCAGGAGAAUGCAGGCCCAGCCUCAGCCCGCUGCCAACUCCAUCCCUCUUGGGAGGCCUCUGAGUUCUGGACGGUCCCCAGUGGAGGGCCCCGCACCUGGCCGCUCCCACCGCCACAGGUGGCCCUCACAUCGGGAUGCGGCCACUCCCCAGGCCCCUUCGUGGCUUCUGCCCAGGCCCAUCCUGAGAGCCCGAGGGACUGCCGCGCUCGGAGCAGCCCCUGGCCGGUCCUCCCGGGACGGGCGGUGUCCAGGGGCAGAAGGGCUGCAGCGGCCACUGGUGAGAAGGCGCCCAGCCCACCACCUGCCAGCAGAGCCACGGUGGCAGCCUCCCAGCAGUCACCUGCCACAGCAUUGGGAGGUCCGCCUCCACGUCGGGUCCCGCGUUCCUGGGCCGCUUCUAGGGACCCCCACUCCCCACCCAGACGGGCUGCGGCUUUCCAGCUGAGCAGCCAGCUCAGGACAAGAAGCAGCCGUGGUCGCCUCGGGGGCGGCCCGGCCUCCAUCUGGCCCCUUGGUACAAAUGGCCUGGCUGGAGGAGCCUUCUGGAGGCGAGGAGUGGGGGACUGUCAGGGACAGGAAGGACCCCCACAUCCGUGCCGCUCUCCCAAGGGCUUCCCACCAUCUCCCCCACUUUCACUGCCGCUUGCAGUUCCGCGGGCUCCAGGAGGGCGUCUGCAAACAGCGGCGUGGCCUGGGGGUAGCACUGGGGGAAAGGGGACGUUUUAGCCCCUUGGCGGGGCACCAGGUGCACAGCCCGGUCCGGAAGGUCCCAUGCACGGUGGCUGACGGGACAGGACGAGAGCACUGGUUCGAGGCUUUGUUUUCUGAGCGUCCAGAAAGGACUUGGGCCAACGGGAACAUGGCUUUGUGUCGAGUCCGUUUUCCAGGUUCAGUGAAGGAAGGGGAAGGCAGGCAUCAGGUUCCUCCUCAGGAACGGUGCGUGGGCCCUGCCGAGUGCAGCCCGAGGGCCACGGGGCUGGGGGUUCUGCACGCCGGCGCGCCCGCCCCACCCCAGCCAGGCCCAGCCGCGAGCUCCCCGCUGGCUUAGUUCUCACACAGGCUCCUUGGGAAACCGUGGAGUUUGAAAGCCUCCAGAUAAAUCCACGAACCCAGCCUUGCCCCGGGCCUGCAGUCGGGUGCAGCCCUAGGCGCCCACAUGGGGCCCGUCUGUGUGUGGCCGGUCCCCCCCUCAGCCUCGGGUGCAGCCUGUGCGGACGCAUGGGGCAGAGGUGGGGGUGGGGGCUCCUGGUGGGGGCUGCCCCGUGGUCACGUCCAAGACAACAUCUGGGGCCCCCCUGGACAAAUGGAAGGGUGGGGUGGGCAGGGGGCACCCAGCCCAGAGGGAGCCCUUGUCUGGUGACACAGGCCAUCCGAGAAGGGGCCUGAGGGUGUCCACCCGGCCCUGCCUGAUACUCACGCUUCCUGCUCUCCCUCUGGGUCAUGGAGACCGGGACCCACAAGUCCUCUCCAGGCCGACGGCUCUGCCUGUGGGCGUAGCCCGCUCCUCGGCUAAGGGACCUGCCCUGCCCUGAAAACUAGUGGGGUGUGUCUGGUCACCUCCACGCGAGGUGGCUCUCGGCCCCUGAGGGCCGAUGACAUUUUAUUUCUCUGAUUCAUGUAAAUGAAGCAAACAUUCCCGCCUACGCCUGGCUCUCCCGGGCCCACGGGGCCGCUCGACGGUGGAGGCCCGACCCCCGCAAGGCUUGCUUACCCCCGCCCCCUCCGCCCUUGUCUCCAUGUCCUCCAAGGCUGAUUAGGGAGUCUAAUUGAGUUGGCUGUAAAAAGGUAAUUAAUCGACGUUUCCUCCCAGAGCGGUCAAGCACCGAUCUCCCCGUGGCGCACCUCCCGUUGCGUGUCCCCCACCGC
Molecule: messenger RNA, 3624 nt
Organism: Lutra lutra (Eurasian river otter)
Lineage: Eukaryota; Metazoa; Chordata; Mammalia; Carnivora; Mustelidae
Gene: MORN1
Product: MORN repeat containing 1
Exons: 10
Coding region: 173-1729 (518 amino acids)
Cellular component (GO): cytosol
Source: RefSeq, a predicted model, not a curated record